Messenger RNA from Phodopus roborovskii (desert hamster), 4323 nucleotides. RefSeq names its product kinesin family member 24 (gene Kif24). The transcript has 13 exons. Gene Ontology annotation, molecular function: microtubule binding; ATP binding; microtubule motor activity. Bases 166 to 4251 code for a protein of 1361 amino acids. The record is from RefSeq and is a predicted model, not a curated record. NCBI's taxonomy places the organism in Eukaryota, Metazoa, Chordata, Mammalia, Rodentia, Cricetidae. Gene Ontology annotation, biological process: microtubule-based movement.
AGUUGUGCCACAUGCCUUGACAUUGAGUUGAACAUCUAAAAUUAGUACUGCUACAGUCAGUGGUUGAGAACAGGAUUUCAGCAGUGUAUUGCCUGUGUUAAACAGACAAUGCAGAGUUAGAAGGAACUCCCAAGCAAUAAAGUUUAUAUAAAUCUAGUGACAAAAAUGGCAUCUUGGUUAUAUGAAUGUCUUUGUGAAGCUGAACUUGCACAGUAUUACCCUCAUUUUACUGCACUUGGUCUUCAGAAAAUAGAUGAAUUAGCCAAGGUUACAAUGAAGGACUAUUCCAAAUUGGGAGUCCAUGACAUGAAUGACCGCAAACGUCUUUUCCAACUUAUCAAGAUCAUCAAGAUUAUGCAGGAGGAAGAUGAAGCCCUCAGUAGCCCAGAGCAUCCUUUUCAGACAAGCAACCUAUACAGCAAGCCUCGAGAGUUCAGAUCUGGCCCCCGAAGACAAUUGCAUUUUGAUUCUCCUGCUGAUAGCAAAGCCAGAACAGCCAGCAAUGAAACAUGCAAUUUAUCAGACUUCUCUGUAGAGGAACAGAAGUCCACUUCCCUGAAAGUGCUGGGACACAUGCUACCUGAUGACUCCCAGGGCCAGACAAAAAUAAGAACCCUGAAUGCCUCUGCUGUUGGUGUUUAUAUGCAAACAGAAACUGACACUCCACUCUUUUCAUCAAAUUACUUUUCUCCAAAACUAGGAAAUGGUGAUAUUCCCAUUAUUCAAAGAGUAUCUCAUGUUUUGGGGUAUAACUAUGGAAUACCUCAUUCUUGUGUCAGACAGAUUACUUCAGAGAAUCCUUGGACUGAAAUGGAAAAAAUCAGAGUCUGUGUUCGAAAACGCCCCUUAGGUGUGAGGGAAGUACGUCGUGGAGAAGUUAAUGUUAUUACAGUAGAAGAUAAAGAAACUCUGCUUGUACAUGAAAAAAAAGAAGCAGUAGACCUCACACAGUAUAUUCUUCAGCAUGUUUUUUAUUUUGAUGAAGUCUUUGGUGAGGCUUGCACCAAUCGAGAUGUAUACCUGAAGACUGCUCACCCACUCAUCCAGCAUAUUUUCAAUGGAGGCAAUGCUACUUGCUUUGCAUAUGGACAAACAGGUGCUGGGAAAACCUAUACCAUGAUAGGAACUCAUCAAAACCCAGGAUUGUAUGCUCUGGCCGCCAAAGACAUCUUCAGGCAGCUGAAAGUAUCAAGAAGGAACCUCUUUGUGUGGAUCAGCUUCUAUGAAAUCUAUUGUGGACAACUUUAUGACCUCCUAAAUAGAAGAAAACGGCUUUUUGCAAGAGAAGACAGCAAGCAUGUGGUGCAGAUCGCUGGUCUUCGAGAACUCCAAGUGGACAGUGUGGAGCUCCUCCUACAGGUGAUCUUAAAGGGCAGCAAGGAGCGCAGCACUGGGGCCACUGGCGUCAAUGCAGAUUCUUCCCGAUCCCACGCUAUCAUCCAAAUUCAGGUGAAAGAUUCAGCCAAGAGGACAUUUGGCAGGAUCUCUUUCAUUGAUCUGGCUGGCAGUGAGAGAGCAGCAGAUGCCAGGGACACAGACAGACAGACAAAGAUGGAAGGCGCAGAAAUAAACCAGAGUCUGCUGGCUCUGAAGGAAUGUAUUCGAGCGCUGGACCAGGAACACACCCAUACUCCUUUCAGGCAGAGCAAAUUGACUCAGGUCCUGAAGGACUCUUUCAUUGGCAAUGCCAAAACCUGCAUGAUCGCCAACAUCUCACCAAGCCACAUAGCCACAGAGCACACACUGAAUACCUUGCGCUAUGCUGACCGGGUGAAGGAACUAAAGAAAGGCGUUAAGUGCUGUGCUUCCACCGCCAGCCGAAAUCGGACAACUGCAAACUCUUCUCCAAAACGAAUUCAGAGUUCCCCUGUUGCCCUGCCAGGGGACAAGUGCUCCCCAAAAAAAGUCAAACUGGGACUUCAGCAGUCACUUGCUGUGGCCUCAGGCCCCACAAGACUUAAAGCUCACCCUUUGGCCAGCCAUGCUGCCAAUAUCCCCUUUGCCUCUGGACCUAAAACCCCCAGUAAAAGGGGUAGUUCCCGAGGGAGUCCUGCCCCUGAGUGGGACACAAAGACUAGCCCUUGGAAAGGAACCAUGAGGUCUGGCCAUUUGACCAAAAAGGGAGCAGAAGAGUCAGCACCAUUGUGCUCUGAGAAAAGUCAAAUUGUCAGCAAGACUGCCAUUGGAUGGGAGAGCAGGGCCUCAGGCCCAAGAGAAGGCCUACUGCGUGUCAGGCUGCCUGCCAGAGGGAAGAAGGUGCAGCCAGUACAGCCAGUGCAGAAGCAGCUACUGCCACGAGCUCAGCUCCCUGGCAACAGCCACCAUUUAGAAGCCAGUCAGGAUAGCAAGGUGGGUACACCUGCCAGGCUUGCCCCUGAAGCCUGGACAAACUCUCUUCCCCAGCAGAAGGAAAGGGAGGAGCAUUUGCGGUUUUACCACCAGCAGUUCCAGCAGCCACCACUCCUCAAGCAGAAGCUAAAAUACCAACCACUGGAAAGGCUUUUAUGUCAGCACAGGCUCUCAGAAGGUCAGCUCCCGAAUGAGACUGUUUCUCACCUCUACUCUAAUCCUGAGAGCCAUGAUGGGGCCCAGGCUGAGGACCUGGAUGACAGUGAUUUCAGUGAGGAUUCCUUCUCACAUAUGCAGAAGACCACCUUGGAGAAGAGCGGAAGCUCAUUCUUCCUGCAUCAGAACAGGGAGCACAGCCCUGAGGAGCAGGUGGCAGGAAGGCAGCAAUGUUUGCGGUUCGGCUCUGAGACAGAUGGUGAUGGGAGGGACCUAGCUGACAGCUGGGUGUGUCCCAGGGACCCCAUCAUAAACCACAGAAGAGGGGCACUCGGUCAGAGCCACAGCCCAAGUAAGGUGUGCUCCAUGUGGAGCAAGGAGGAAGACUCUGCCUCCUCAGGGCCUUCUCCUAAGGACAACCUGGCCCAGAAGCCUUCCUCCUCACAGGUUGAUCUUGUGCGUCACCAAGAAAUGAGUGCAGCUCAAGCCUUUGACAUCAGACCGGAGGCCUUCGGAAGUGAGGUUCCUGGGCAGGCUGAGGACAGCUUGCCAUCCCCAGAAAAUGGGCUGUCUUUCCCACUAUCCCACAUUGCAGUUUCUGGAUCCCCAGACCUAAGAGACAGAGAAGUCAGUGAAGACAGAGUGACACAGGCACCAGGAACAGUGAACAGCAGUGCUCCUUUCCAAGAAGACUCUAAAGAGCAGUUACAUACGUGCUCUGCAAAUGUUUCUGGACUCAUGGCUCCUCUCACUAUGUCCCUCCUGGAGCCACCAAGUCAGGAGGACCCUUCUUCCUUGGAGCAGAUUGCCCAGGAUAGAGCUGGGCAUGGUCUCAUGGCUGAGAUCACAGGAGGGCCUGCAGUGGGACACACAGUAUUACCUUACAAUCAAGAGGCUGCCUUGCCAGUAUCUUCAGCAACUCCACACCUAUGGCUGUCCUCAUCUCCCCCUGACAAUCGGCCUAGUGGUGAUCUUCCAGCUCUGUCCCCAUCACCCAUCCAUCAGCGUUCCCCUGACAAACUGUCCAGUAGGGGGUCCUUCCAGAGAAGAAGGCCUGCACUCUUGCCUCAGAAUCAUGUGGGUGAUGAUCUGUACCAUGACAAAGCUGAAGAGACUGAACUGGGGCGCUCCUUGUCAUCCCCAAGAAAGCCCUUCUCCAGCAAAGAUGGGGUACCCUACUCUCCACCUUUGCUCACCUCAUGUACAGGAAGUAGUGAUGAGGCUGGCAGUCCCUGGGCCCAGGAGAGAAAACACCCUGCAGGGUUCAGCUGGCAGGAGCUUGUUUCCUCCACAGACUCCAUCAAGCCCUCAGACGAGGACAUCUUGUGGCUCAAGCACAAGCCAAUCUCAAGGUGCUUGGCAUCAGACACUCCUAUGGUCCCCAGCUGCUCUCUCAAGGCCUCAGGGACACUCUGUCCACUCACACUGGAGCAGGCACAGCAGGCGGUCAUCUGUGCACACCAGGAACAGCUGGAUGAAAUGGCCGAGCUGGACUUCAGGGAGGAGACCUUAAUGACCCAGAUGGAUUCCAGUGACUUUGAGGAUUUCGUGACCCAGCUGGACAAAGUCCUGGCUCUGAAGUCCAGGUGCAUACAGAGUCUGAGAACCCAGCUACAGCUUUACCUCACCUGCCACAGGCCAGUUGCAGCCCCCAAGAGAACCAAGCAUGCUGUCUUAGAGGAAGACUUAGCCUGGGUGGACUGCCAAGGCCUUCCUGCGGACAACCACUCCCUGUCGUGCCUCUAGCCACACAUGGCCUUGGAUGGCCACACUACUCAGGGACAGACCUUAUCUUACCUCAUUUCCAACUAUAGGACC